This is a messenger RNA of Pseudozyma hubeiensis SY62, 1401 nucleotides long. Its product is annotated as potential RNA Pol II elongation accessory factor. Gene Ontology annotation, molecular function: RNA polymerase II complex binding. Gene Ontology annotation, cellular component: Cdc73/Paf1 complex. Lineage: Eukaryota; Fungi; Basidiomycota; Ustilaginomycetes; Ustilaginales; Ustilaginaceae. The transcript has a single exon. The coding region runs from base 1 to 1401 and encodes 466 amino acids. The record is from RefSeq and is a predicted model, not a curated record. Gene Ontology annotation, biological process: transcription elongation by RNA polymerase II; positive regulation of transcription elongation by RNA polymerase II.
AUGGCUGCGUCUACGUCCAACGCACUGGACGCGCUUGACCUCAUCCGAAACACCAUCUCACAGGCAGCCGACCAGCCGGAUCCUUUGGCUUCCAUACAGCUCUUCGAUGACCAGUCCGCACCAGUCGCAUCCAUCCUCCAAGCGUCUACAGUCAGGAUCGGCGAUGCAUCGUUCAGCAAAGCAGUAACAACGCGACUUGCUCGCUCCAGAGACGAAUUGGCAGCUCGCCUUUCUUCCAACAAUCCACCACAUCCUGACACGGAACCGUCCUUCUUCUACAGCGUCGAAGCGGUCAUCCUUGCGCUUCAGGCACGCGACGAACGUCCAGGUGCCUACCUCGCCCAAGCAGCUACCGCUAAAGUCGCAUCCUUUCCGACACUAGACAGAGCUGCUAUUCUCGACUACCUGCUCGGCAAACGCGAUGAUUGGGCAGGUGUAUUGAAACUAUCCGAUCUUUCCGCAGCAGCAUCAGCGGCCACCGGUACAUCCGCUCUCGUCUCUGCCAGCAACGAAGCACCCACAUCUUCAGACGCGCAGGGCGUAAAACGUCCCUACAAGGUCGAUCUCAAAGACGUCGAGUACGUCAAGCGUGUCAAAUCUCAGUACGAGGUCGUGUUGCGGACAAGGAACGAUGCUCUUCGCGGCAACGUGGCGGGCUUGGCGGGCGGAGCGGCUGUCUCUCGCGUGGCAGGAUCCAAAGUGGCCGACUUUGAAAGCUUCCGUCGCGCCUUUUCGGCCAAGGUAGAAGCAGCGAGAAAAGCAGCAGGCCGAGCACCACCACCGGGUAGCGCGCAAUCAGCGGCUCGUCCAGGCGUCUCUGCCAGCGGUCAAGUGCGCAAACAGCGUGCUCAGGAUCCCAUCGUCGUCCUAUCCAGCUCGCCCACCAGUCUACUCAACAUGUUCAACAUCAAGCAAUUCUUGGAAGAAGGAAUCUUUGUACCGCCGGAAGAGGCGCGUCAGAGAGCUCGUGGUGUAGCCGACCUCGUCGUAUCCAUCACCAGUCGCGGAGGCAACGCGGGUCAAGGAGCCGCCUCCGGUGUCGGCAUUGGUCGUCGAAUUCUCGUCGUCGACAGCGCAGAAGCAGUGACGCGUCUCGGCGGAUCGAGUGCCUCCGCACCAGGUGCCGACCCGUGGAACCGCGUCAUCGCCGUCUUCACAACAGGCCAAGCGUGGCAGUUCAAAACAUACAGGUGGAACGAGCCCAGAGAGCUGUUCAAAAACGUCAUGGGCGUCUACGUGCGGUGGCAUAACGAGCCGCAGAACCCGAACAUUCGCGAUUGGAACGUCGUCGAGGUGCAGGUGGAUCGUACAAAGCGGCACACCGAUAAGCAGGCGGUCAGCCACUUUUGGAGACAGCUCGAGUUUUGGACACAGCGAAGGAAGCCGCAUCUCCUCGCGUAG